Molecule: messenger RNA, 264 nt
Organism: Knipowitschia caucasica
Lineage: Eukaryota; Metazoa; Chordata; Actinopteri; Gobiiformes; Gobiidae
Source: the annotation of a GenBank genome assembly
AUGUUGGGAAACCCCGGGACUUACGCAAACAAGAAGAGGAAGAAGCCAGUCCUGAAACAAAAGAAGGCGUCAGAGGUGAACGAUGUGGUCAAAUCCAACCCGUCCAAACGCCACCGGGAUCGGCUGAACGGCGAGCUGGACCGCCUCACGGAGCUGCUGCCUUUCCCCGAGGACGUGCGCACUCGACUGGACAAGCUCUCGGUCUUGCGGCUCAGUGUGGGAUACCUGCGAGUCAAGAGUUACUUCAAAGGUAUCUGGGUCUAA